Molecule: messenger RNA, 855 nt
Organism: Acaromyces ingoldii
Lineage: Eukaryota; Fungi; Basidiomycota; Exobasidiomycetes; Exobasidiales; Cryptobasidiaceae
Exons: 3
Coding region: 1-855 (284 amino acids)
Source: RefSeq, a predicted model, not a curated record
AUGAAUGCGGCUUUGAACAACGCCCAGCUUUCUGCAAAUCUCCAGAUGCAAACGCAGUCCUGGGAUAAAUUUAGCAAGGGACGCCUUCGAGCCGAAGAGGCCUGCGCUGCUGGUCCCACAUUCCAGGUCGCUUUUGGUCAGAGCGAGCCCGACGCAUUUGCCAUCUUUACCCACGACGAAAUUUGGACGUCCUCACCUCGUGUCUUACCACCUGACCUAAAAGCCAAAUUUGAUGCUCGUGAAAUUGACCUGGGCACCCUUGCAGUCGUUGCGUUAGGGCCAAGGGGUGCUUGGUUUGCGCGGUGGGGCAAGAAUGCGGCCUGGAACCUGGCAGCCCUAGACACCCGAGACAGAGAGGCCUUUACACAGCAGGUCAAUGCGGCAGCGAGCCAGCCGGGCCAGCUAGGAGGCAUCGAAGGCAUUGUUGACUUUUCGUUUGGCGAUCAGGGUCAAGCGGUUAUGAUAUUCAACCGUGGGAGCAACAUCAUGUGGACAAAUGUGUUUCCACCGGCGCGUGACUUUGAGAAGACCGUAAAGCAAUUGGCAGCCGACGGGCAGACCUUCUUUCGCGCCUCUCUGGCUGUGGGCGGGCGUAGCGCCAUCGUACUCCAGAAGCAAGGCCGAGCCGCAGCCUGGUCGAGGGACAGUCCCCACUGGCCUUGUGCCGAUCUCGCAGCGGUUCUACAGGGCGAUCGGGUAUCCGAGACGAUUGCCUCACUCACCUGUUCCGCCACUCAACCUGAAUUUUGGUUUGCGGCCUUCAUAGACGCCAACGGCAAAUUACGUUUCAGCGCCAACGUGCCCGAUGCAGCCGUGGCCGAGCUUGCUAGAGCGGGACCCAUGCGCGUAUCCUAG